CUUCAAAACUAGCGUCGAAACAUUAUGCACUAUUAACGUUAAGAAUUUCAAGAUUAGCGUACAAUUAAAUAAAAAAGAGAACCUCUGUCUCUCCAGUCUCCUCCCCUGCUCUCGAACUCUACAUAUAACCCUAUAUUGAACUCGUUCUUGUCAUCAAACAAAAGAUCAAUCAGAGCCAUGACGAUGUCUAACGGCAUUCCAGAGAAGAAAACGAAGGGAAGGCGGAAGAUUGAAAUUCAGAAGAUCGACAAGAAAACAAGUUUACAAGUUUCUUUCUCCAAGAGGCGGAAGGGUCUUUUCAAGAAGGCUGCGGAAACGCGCCUAUUGUGCGGCACAGAUGUAGCAAUCGUCAUUCAAUCUCCGGGUAACAAGUUUUUCACUUUUGGCGAACCCUUUGUGGAAUCCAUUUUGAAUCGAUGGCAGUUUCUUGAUGAUGCCCACAAUCCGGUGGUUGAAGAGAUGGGUAAAAGUGAGAGGGAAUUUUGGUGGGUCAAUGAAAACUUGGAAAGAAUGGAAUUGCGUGAACUCGGAGCGUUUGAGGAGAUACUGACUGGGCUAAGAGAUGAAGUUUUGAAUCGUGCUUCAGUUUCUUCAUAAAUUUAACUCCCCUACGAGGAUUAUAAUGACGCCCUUAUGAAUUUAGAGUUCUAGACAUACACGAUAUCAUAGUACUUGACAGAAUUAGAUUUUAACUUUGAACGUUGACUGAUGUAAAAAUUAACUGUUCAUUAUUCUU
This is a messenger RNA of Olea europaea var. sylvestris, 736 nucleotides long. Its product is annotated as agamous-like MADS-box protein AGL62. Lineage: Eukaryota; Viridiplantae; Streptophyta; Magnoliopsida; Lamiales; Oleaceae. Gene Ontology annotation, molecular function: protein dimerization activity; DNA-binding transcription factor activity, RNA polymerase II-specific; RNA polymerase II cis-regulatory region sequence-specific DNA binding. Gene Ontology annotation, biological process: regulation of transcription by RNA polymerase II. The record is from RefSeq and is a predicted model, not a curated record. Bases 178 to 597 code for a protein of 139 amino acids. The transcript has 2 exons.